AUGCGGGCCCCGUACUCACACUGCCUCUUCCUGCAUGAGGGCUGGCCACUGUGCCUGCGAGAUGAGGUCGUGGUGCACCUGGCCCCCCUCAACCCCCUCUUACUGCGCCAGGGAGACUUCUACCUCCAAGUGGAGCCCCAGGAGGAGCAGUCCGUCUGCAUCAUGGUCAAGUGCCUCUCCUUGGACCUCCGCACAGUGGACGCAAAGCCUGUUCCCGCGUCAUCCUACCCUACGCUCUUCACCCAAACGUGGCUGGAGGCCAUCAACAGUGACUUUGAGGGAAGCCCUCUGCACAACUGCCUGGUAGCUUCCGAAGAUGGGAUUGCCCCUGUGCCCUGGACCAAGAUAGCCAGCCCAGAGUUUGUGGAUGACAGACCCCAAGCAGUGAACGUCCUCUCCCGGGCCUGGGGGUCCCUCGAGUUAGAGGCCCUCGAUUUGAGCAGCCCUCCAGAGCCUCAUCAGCCCAGGCCCUCCGGCAGCCAGGGGCUGCUUGCCCGGAGCUUGGCCAAGGGUAAGGGCAGGACAUAUGGGAACAAGUACCCAGGACUCAUCAAGGUGGAACAAGCCAGGCCGGGGGAGGUGGCCUUUAGGAUGGACGAUGUGGCCAGCCAGGACUUAGAAGGAGACUAUGUGGCCCUCCUGGAGAGCAGAGGAGGGCCUCCCAGUAGGGAAGUGGAGACGUCCAGUGGGUGUACUUUGGGGGCACUGGAGGAACCAUCCAGAACUAAGGAAAUCCUUCUCUCUCAAAGGAUGCCGCCCCUCUCAGGGGCCAGGGGGGGACCUUCCUUGGAAGAAUGGGCUUGGGAGAAGCCAGCAAGCUCAGAAGAGGAGCCCCGCAGGUUGGGCUCGAGGAGAAAGGUCAACUAUAAAGUUAACGCAUCCACCCAGGACUCAGAACCCCAGCCCCAGGAGCCCUACCUCCGCGUCCUUGAGGAGCCACCGCCCUGUGCCUCUGGCCUUGAGGCAGGUGGUUCCUCCAAGAUGCAGGAACCUCUGGGAAGCCCAGAAAACAUGGCGCAACUCAGGCCUGCACCAGAACGAGCGUCCUCCCUGCACCUGUGCUCGGCUUCCCCUCCUGCUGCUCCAGCCCCUGAAACCAAGUUGGAAGAGAGGGCCAAACAGGGGCACGGGAGACUUCCCAAGCCUGAGACUGGCCCCAGUCAGAAUACCUCCUCUUCUACAUCCCCUACUUCUGGGCUCAGAUUCUCCCUCUUGAAAGGGCAGAGGCAAGCCCCUGGGCCCCCAGAGAAAACUCACCCGAUCAAAAGGAAACACCAAGCGGACUCCGAUGAGCAGUGUAAACUGCGGGGUGCUGGGCCCAGCUUCACGCUGGGACAUGCCAGAGACUCUGACUCCUCACAUCAGCCGCUGCCCUCCAGGGGCCUCCAGGCUGGUGGCAAGGCAGGGGUGGAAACAGACCGCUCUCCCAGCACGAACACAGCCAGAGGCAGGCCUGAAGAUAAAACCAAGGGGCUGGCAGUUAUGAUUGAUUCCAGGAAACAGCCUCCACACCCUGGUCUGGUCAGUGCCCUGCAGGCCACCCAGGCCCUGGCCCCAGCCUCCAUCCGUGCUGUGUUCUACCUGGGAGAGAAGGAGGCUGCCCUCCAGCUGGAAACAUUGCCUGACGUCCAGGUAGAGGUGGUGACCUCACUGAGAGCUCUCAGCCACCAUGUGGACCCCGGGCAGCUGCCCACAGCCCUGGAAGGCCCCUUCCCCUACUGCCACAGCGAGUGGGUGCAGUUCUUCCAGAAGCUGGACCCCUUCCUUGCUGACCUGCACCAGGUCUCCGCCUUGCUAAAGGCUUCCAUCAAGCAGUUUGAGAAGAGUGACCUCCCUGGAGGGGUGCAGGAAGCCUCCAGGUGUCUGAGCAAGUCCAAGGAGCUGAUGGAGACCGUGCUGAGGGACCCAGGGCUGCUGGGCCUCCAGCGGGAAGGGGGAGCCACUCUGGCCAGGCUACGGCAGGAAGCCAGUAGGCUGGACUUCAACCCUGACGUCAGGAGCCAUCUGGCCGAAGCUGUCGCCUGGUACGGCCUCGUGGACGAACAGCUGCAUGUCCUGGUCACUGCCUCUAACCACCUCCUGGGGGCGCUGGAGCUCCGCGUCCGCCUCGGCCGCCUGGAGGCUGCCAUCCACCAGGUCAGCAACUGGAUGGAGCAGGAGGGGAGCCGGUGCCUGCAAAUGCUGACCCCCAAAGACAGAAGCUUGGAGACUGUGGAGAAAGCCCACGCGGAGUUUGAGGACUUCUUUCUCCAGGCUGCAGCCCAGUACCGCCGGGGCCUGGAGCUGUCCAAGCAGGCAGCUCAGCUGGGAGCUGCGGCCGGAGGAGCAGAGCUCCCGGAACUGGUGGCCUUCACCUCCACCCAGCGGGCCUUCCAGGCCAAGCUGACCCACUUCUACAUGGCGGCCGAGCGGCAGCGCACGGACCUGGAGACGCUGCUCCGUCUACACCACUUCUGCAAGAAGAUAACCUGGUUUCACGUGGACUGUCAGGACCUGAUGAGGCAGCUCAGGCUGGGCAAGACCCAAAGGGCCAGCCCCGGAGACCAGCGCCUCGUCCACCGCUACCUGCGGCGACUGGCAUCCGAGUUCCCUGCCGAGAAGCUCACGGCCAUGGGGCUGCAGGUGGCCUCUCUGAGCCAGGAGGGCCCCGGCCAGGCCCUGUGGGAGGAGGCCCGGGUGAGACACGAGGAGAUCCGGACCCUCCUGAAGAGGGCACUGGCCCACUGUCCGUGCCCAGCGGGGCCCGCCGCCCACUCGGCACACCCAGAACUAAGAAAGGCAGCGGCCGAGGGUCGGGGUCUGAAUGCAGCGGUCGCUUCUAGGGGAAGGGGAAGGCGGGGCCUGCCCCUCGGGGACUCCCUGGGCCUGGAUCGACCGCCAAAUUCCUAUUGGCCUCGGGCCCCCCGAGAGGGGCAGAAUGGAAGUUUCCAGGCAGGCCUUCUGGCCCAGGAAGCUGGCCAGACUGUAGAGGCUGAUGAAGGCAAAGGUCCCCGUGAGCCCUUUGAUCCUGCCCCGGAGCCUCUCCUUGCCCCUCUCGUCUCCUGGCAGUGACUCCCCAGGCAGAGUCACACCCCCCACCCCGCUGGAGGCAGCUUCUCCUCAGAGGGGACAGACUCACAGACAUCUCUGGAGGACUCAUCCCAGACAAGUCCCCUGCAUCUCUCUAGCUAA
Puma concolor (puma) is the source of this 3171-nucleotide messenger RNA. The record is from RefSeq and is a predicted model, not a curated record. Lineage: Eukaryota; Metazoa; Chordata; Mammalia; Carnivora; Felidae.